AUGGACCACCAGGAACCCUACUCUGUGCAGGCCACGGCGGCCAUCGCGACGGUCAUCACCUUCCUCAUCCUCUUCACCAUCUUCGGCAACUCUCUGGUCAUCUUAGCUGUGUUGACUAGUCGCUCUCUGCGCGCCCCGCAGAACCUAUUCCUAGUGUCGCUGGCCGCCGCUGACAUCCUGGUGGCCACGCUCAUCAUCCCUUUCUCGCUGGCCAACGAGCUGCUGGGCUACUGGUACUUUUGGCGCACGUGGUGCGAGGUGUACCUGGCCCUGGACGUGCUCUUCUGUACCUCGUCCAUUGUGCACCUGUGCGCCAUCAGCCUGGACCGCUACUGGGCAGUGAGCCGCGCGCUCGAGUACAACUCCAAGCGCACCCCGCGCCGUAUCAAGCGCAUCAUCCUGACGGUGUGGCUCAUUGCAGCCGCCAUCUCGCUGCCGCCCCUCAUUUACAAGGGCGACCAGGGCCCCCAACCCCGCGGGCGCCCCCAGUGCAAGCUCAACCAAGAGGCCUGGUACAUCCUGUCCUCCAGCAUCGGCUCCUUUUUCGCACCCUGCCUCAUCAUGAUCCUUGUCUACCUGCGCAUCUACCUGAUCGCCAAACGCAGCCACCGCCGAGGGCCCGGGGCCAAGGGGGCCCCCAGGAAGGGUGAGUCCAAGCAGCCCCAUUCCCUCGAUUCAGGGCCUUCAGCCUUAGCCAAUCUGCCAACCCUGGCCUCUUCCCUGGCUGUUGCUGGGGAGGCCGAUGGACACUCUAUGCCCCCUGGGGAGAAGGAGAGGGAGACUUCAGAAGAUCCUGGGACCCCGACAUUGCCACCCAGCUGGCCUGUCCUUCCCAACUCAGGCCAGGGCCAGAAGGAGGGUGUCUGUGGGGCAUCUCUGGAGGAGGAAGCUGACAAGGAGGAGGAGGAGGAGUGUGGACCUCCGGCUGUGCCAGCCUCCCCUGCCACGGCUUGCAGCCCACCUCUGCAGCAGCCACAGGGCUCUCGGGUGCUGGCCACCCUACGUGGCCAGGUGUUCCUGGGCAGGGGUGUGGGUGCUGCAGGUGGGCAGUGGUGGCGUCGGCGGGCGCAGCUGACACGGGAGAAGCGGUUCACCUUCGUGCUGGCCGUGGUCAUCGGCGUCUUCGUGCUCUGCUGGUUCCCUUUCUUCUUCAGCUACAGCCUGGGUGCCAUCUGCCCACAGCACUGCAGGGUGCCCCACGGCCUCUUCCAGUUCUUCUUCUGGAUUGGCUACUGCAACAGUUCGCUCAACCCCGUCAUCUACACUGUCUUCAACCAGGACUUCCGCCGUGCCUUCCGAAGGAUCCUUUGCUGCCAGUGGACCCGGACGGCCUGGUGA
Trichechus manatus latirostris (Florida manatee) is the source of this 1338-nucleotide messenger RNA. RefSeq names its product adrenoceptor alpha 2B (gene ADRA2B). NCBI's taxonomy places the organism in Eukaryota, Metazoa, Chordata, Mammalia, Sirenia, Trichechidae. The record is from RefSeq and is a predicted model, not a curated record. Gene Ontology annotation, cellular component: plasma membrane. Gene Ontology annotation, biological process: adenylate cyclase-activating adrenergic receptor signaling pathway; regulation of vasoconstriction; regulation of smooth muscle contraction. The transcript has a single exon. The coding region runs from base 1 to 1338 and encodes 445 amino acids. Gene Ontology annotation, molecular function: epinephrine binding; alpha2-adrenergic receptor activity.